CCCGGGUAAGCUUUGUCCCCCUUGAAAUCCACUCCGGUCAUUGGCAAAUCGAAGGAACCCAAGUCGCCCUAGAGCACUGCGCUUAGAGCUUCCACGGGUCUGGGAAAUAAUGGCACUCCUCUUUCGCUGCUUCUUCACUUCUUCACUCUCUCUCUUCUCCUGACACCUCUCCCACACUUUCCUUCCUGCCUAUUCUUUCGAAAAUACCCUUCUCCUCUGAUCAUGGUCGAACUCAUCAACCCUCCAGACACACGGACUCUCCUCCCUCCGCUCCUCGCCUGCCUCCCCACAGCCUUUGUCUCGCCCCGCCCACCACCAGCUCUCCUCCCACUGCUCUCUCCUAUUCUCCGCCAACGUAUUCAGAUCCUCACCUCCGUCUCCACCUCCUCCUCAGACUCCUGGCUUCGCCUCCUCUGCUGGGACGACACCAAAGCAGAGCGUGUGCAGAGCAUUGUCGACGAUGCAACCUUCGAGCCACACCCGGUAUCGGGCGAGAUUGAGCUGCCCACCGAGAUCCCGGUGAGCUACAAGCGCAUCGAUGACGAGACGCUUCGUGCUCAGGUUCUCCUUCCCGAGUUUAGAUUGACCGUCAUCUACCUGUGGUGUCCGGACGACGAACAAGGCGGUGGCCGUGGCUGGCGUGUGGCGGAACUACUUCCGCGCGAGGGGCCCGCCGAAGACGAGAGCUCUUGGUCCUCUUCGAUCGGCGAGGCCAAUGAUCGGGCCAAGGAGAAGCUUCUCGCUGAUGCUUUGGAGGACCGGGUCGAGGCGCAGCCUAUGCAAAAUGGCCUACUCGAGGACGAUGAUGACGACGACGACGACUACUGGGCCCAGUAUGAUGCAACGCCAGGUAACAAGACCCCCGCGCCUCGGGCAGGUUCUUCAAACCACCAGCCCUCGGGUCUUUCCGAGGCAAACUACUUCUCACAGUAUGGUAACGUCCAGCCCGCGAUGGACAACCAUGACCCGGAAGAAGAGCAACCCCAGGUUGGCCCGUCCUCGCUGAACGGUGACAUGCUCGCAAGUCUUCUGCGACGUCAAGUCAACGACCUCGAUGACGCUUCUGCCAUCCCUCGUACAAACGGCUACGCAGCCGGCGAAGUGCCCAGUGACGCAGCUGCCCGCUCUCUCAGUCACCCACGCCCGGCGUCCGCCUCGUCCGGUAGCUCCGACGCCGUGGCCAAGCUGGAGCAAGAAGCCGAAAGCCAGAGCACCUAUGAAGUAGGCGUGAAGCAGCACAUCGGCACGAGCAUCAAGAGUCUCUUUCGACUGGCCAAGGCGACUGGAAUGUCGCGGGUCGAGUUUCAAAGCAUGGUGCGAACGGAACUAGAACUGCUGGAUGUGACGGACGAGGAUGAUUGAGUGUGAUUUGGUUUUGCUUGCGUCUUCCUGCGUGAUACCCAUGAGCCCAUGAGAUUUAGCUUGUGAUGAGAUCGGAUGAGGUGGAGAAUGGACUGUAUAGUGAUAUUUGGAACGGACAUUCAGUCAUAGAUUGACGCAUGCUGCAUGAUGCAUUGCAUUUAGGGGGGGUUCGGUGUAUCCCUGUUUUAUUUUUUUCUCUUGGUCCAUUAUUCUUCAUGUAACUUGGGGUUGUCGGUUUCGAGGUAUGUUGUUUGACCUGGGUACUUGAUAAUACGCUACCAUAGUGCAAUUUCAUCUUACAUAUUUACA
Molecule: messenger RNA, 1671 nt
Organism: Penicillium brasilianum
Lineage: Eukaryota; Fungi; Ascomycota; Eurotiomycetes; Eurotiales; Aspergillaceae
Source: the annotation of a GenBank genome assembly